Molecule: messenger RNA, 2385 nt
Organism: Neolamprologus brichardi
Lineage: Eukaryota; Metazoa; Chordata; Actinopteri; Cichliformes; Cichlidae
Gene: gucy1b2
Product: guanylate cyclase 1, soluble, beta 2
Biological process (GO): response to oxygen levels; cGMP biosynthetic process
Cellular component (GO): guanylate cyclase complex, soluble
Molecular function (GO): heme binding; guanylate cyclase activity
Source: RefSeq, a predicted model, not a curated record
AUGAACACGAAGAACCAGCCUGUGUUUACCAAGCGUCUGUUUGAUGAGCAGUAUGGAUUUAUUAAUGCCUGUUUGAAAUCUAUGGUAGUGGAAAAGUUUGGCGAGGAGGCGUGGGUCAAGCUCAGGGAUGAAGCUGGAGUCCAGGACACCUUCCUGACACAUGAAGUCUACGAAGAUGAAAUCACUUUGCACUUAGUGGCAGAGGCCUGCAAGCUUUUAGGAGUAAAACCAGAGGUAGUCUUGAGGCAGUUCGGAGAGUAUUUCUUUGAGUUUUGCAAACGCUCCGGCUACCAUCACAUGCUGCGGACUUUAGGAGGAAAUCUGUCUGAAUUCACGGAGAAUUUGGAUGCACUUCACAGCUACCUGUCGCUCUCCUAUAAGGAGAUGAAUGCACCUUCUUUUCGAGUGGAAAGGAACCCUGAUGGAACCAUGCUUCUCCAUUAUUAUUCUGACCGCAGAGGACUUUGUCACAUUGUUCCUGGUAUUAUUGGUGCUGUUGCUAAGGAUUUUUUCAACAGUGAGAUAACAAUGGAGAUUGUUAACCAGCUAGAGGAACUGGAGAGAACUGGAAAGAAGGAGCACGUGGUUUUCCUAGUUAGCAGUAAAACCGAUGCUUCCUCAAAGGCCCAGAUCCUUCAUUCUUUGACUGAUGAACCUAAUGCCACCGUCGGGAUCAAAAAGAAAACAAAGAUCAGUUUCGCCAUGCCCAGGAGUCACUGGCAGACAUCAAAGGAGUUGGUUCACAUUGGAAAAGGCAAAUCAUUGAAGAAUUUUGAACCUGUGUAUCCCAUGAAGCUCAAAAUUGACCUGCAGACCUUCUGCCAUGCUUUCCCUUUCCAUGUAGUCUUUGACGAGCAGCUGAUGGUGCAUCAGGCUGGAGUGAAUCUCCAAAGGACUGUCCCUGGGCUGCAGGUUAUGAAUAUCCAUUUAGAUGAGUACUUCAGCAUUGUGCAUCCUGAGGUGACUUUCACGAUCUCCAGCAUCCGGAAGUUCAUCAACAGCCACUUUGUCAUGCAGACUCGCAGGGAAAUGAUGCCUGAGGCAUGGAAAGACCGGCCUAUGCUUCAGCUCAGAGGUCAGAUGAUCUGGAUGCCUUCUCUGCGCUUCAUGUUAUAUCAAGCCUCUCCUUUGCUGAGAAGCCUUCAGGAGCUGGAGGAAAUGCACAUGCACAUUUCUGACAUUGCACCCCAUGAUGUCACCCGGGACCUUAUCCUACUCAAUCACCAGCGACUGGCUGAAAUGGAGCUAUCCAGUCAGCUGGAAAGGAAGAAGGAAGAGCUCCGCAUCCUGUCCCAGCACCUUGAGGAAGAGAAGAGAAAGACAGAGAACUUGCUGUAUGCCAUGCUGCCUAAGCAUGUAGCCAACCAGCUGAAAGAGGGCAAAAAAGUAGAAGCAGGAGAAUUCAAAGAAUGCACCAUAUUGUUCAGUGAUGUAGUGACGUUUACCAAUAUCUGUGCCAUGUGUGAACCCAUUCAAAUCGUUCAUAUGCUUAACUCCAUGUACCUGCAAUUUGACCGACUCACCACUGUGCACAAUGUCUACAAGGUUGAGACCAUAGGGGAUGCCUACAUGGUGGGAGGUGGGGUUCCUAUACCUGUCUCCAGCCAUGCUGAGAGGGUGGCCAACUUUGCUCUGGGCAUGAUUAUGGCUGCCAAGGCAGUUAUUAACCCCAUAACUGGAGGACCCAUUCAGAUCCGUGUGGGUCUCCACAGUGGUCCUGUAUUGGCAGGUGUAGUUGGGGAAAAGAUGCCACGCUACUGUCUUUUCGGAGACACUGUCAACACUGCCUCUCGUAUGGAGAGUCACGGCCUCCCCAACAAGAUCCAUUUGAGCCCAACUGUAUACCAGGCUUUAAAGAACAAAUGCUUUGUCAUCCAGAAACGAGGAGAGAUAGAGGUGAAGGGAAAGGGGAGUAUGACCACUUACUUUCUUGAAAGGAACACCGGAGUGAGCGAGCAGCAGAUUAUGGGUCUCUGUGACCUGGAGGCCACAGAUGGAGAGGAGAGCAGCCAGGGAAGCUACCAGCCAGGUUUUGAAACAAAGCACAAAGAUGAGCCUUUCUUGAUCCCAAUGAAUUACAAAGACAGUCCAAGUGAAUCUCUGCCAUCAUCAAAUCUGUCUGAGAUUCAAAUCCGCCCAAUUCUCAAGCCCUCCGACUCAGAAAGCUAUGGAAGCCUCGACACUGAAAACCAAUCAGAGGAUGGAGCUCCUGACCAGUUACAAGCUACUGCUAAAUUUGGCCAAACAGAAUACACAGAGAAAACCAUAGAGGAAUUAUCCAGUGAUAGCCAUGUGGACAUGCAGGAGCAAAACUUGAUGAGUGAUUCUUUGGAAACUAAUAUCGAAAGAAAACAUAGCCAAACCCAGUUCUGUGUAGUUCUCUGA